Molecule: messenger RNA, 1305 nt
Organism: Lichtheimia ornata
Lineage: Eukaryota; Fungi; Mucoromycota; Mucoromycetes; Mucorales; Lichtheimiaceae
Exons: 5
Coding region: 1-1305 (434 amino acids)
Biological process (GO): nuclear-transcribed mRNA poly(A) tail shortening; regulation of DNA-templated transcription
Cellular component (GO): P-body; CCR4-NOT core complex
Source: RefSeq, a predicted model, not a curated record
AUGUUUCAACGCCCAAAUAAUACUAUCGACUUGAACGACUUUCCAGCCUUGGGUACAGCUGCUUCCAACGGACGACCUGCAAGCUCAUUACCGCCUCAAUCAUCUAUGCUACCCAACAACCGAUUCGCGAAUUAUCCUCCUACCGAUCAUUCACUACUCGGCAACGUUGAAUUUGGAGCAUCAUCACCUUAUCGUGGUGGCCUAGGCAAUAGAGGGAUAUCCAUGGACGAGUUUCCAGCAUUGCAACGAUCACCAGCACCACUAACGCCGAGUAGCAGUGAUAUCAAAGGAGCAAGUGGUGGUGUAGACCCGUGGGAUUAUGGUAACUUUGCAAAUACCGGCUAUGGCAUUGGAAAAAAUGAUCCCUGGUCGCGUGGUGAUUAUGCACCGCCACUGGCUCCAGUAUCGAAAAAGAACAUUAUAGGAUCAUCGAUGGUUGCACCAACACCACCAGCACCACCAUCAGCACUAUCAUCCUCUUCAUCAACCAAGGCAUCUCCAUCAGCAGCAGCAAGAUCCUUACUUGCAAGUGCUAAUACCACCACCAACAACAGCAGCAGCAGCAACGGCGGCAGUGAUGCAAAUACGAGCAAUGGCAACGAUAGCGGCAAUGGUCCAUACGGCUUAUUAGGGUUAUUGGGUGUAAUACGAAUGACGGAUCCUGAUCGAAGCAUGUUGGCACUGGGAACGGAUUUGACAACACUUGGACUUGAUCUUAAUGCACCAGACUCUAUUUACUCCACAUUUAUCUCACCGUGGUCUGAUGUCCAAACGCCCUCUGGUCUUAAUGUUGAACCUGGUUACUAUGUCCCGCCAUGUUAUCGAUCCAUACAAGCAAAUUCACCAGCUCAUCAACGAAUGCGUGAGUUUUCGGAAGAGAUCCUGUUUUACAUGUUUUAUGCAAUGCCAAGAGAUGUUGCUCAAGAAGCUGCAGCACAAGAAUUGUAUACGCGUGGUUGGCGAUAUCACAAAGAACUUGGCAUGUGGAUAUUCAAGGAAGCAGAUGAGAAUGGUCGCCCUGUUCAAGGCUUUCGACGGACAUCACCUAACCCAAUGGAUCGUGGUGUAUAUGUGAUAUUCGAUCCAAGCUCAUGGUCCAAAGUCAAGCGGGAAUGGUCACUCUUAUGGGAUGCACUGGAGGAUCGUCAACAGCAACAGCAACAACAGCAGUCGGCAGCAUUACCUUCAAUGUCCUCCUCUUCAUCAUCAUCAACCCAACAACAACAGCAACAACGAGCACAGCAGUCAGGUUUGAGCAUGAUGACCCCACCUAUCGGCAUGUCCGGUAGAGGAAUGAUGAUAUAG